AGGAGGAGGAGAGGAGGAGGAGGAGGAGGAGGAAGUCGGGGCUGAGCCGCUUCCUGUAGGCAGCGGGAUGAGCGCAGACAAAGCUGGGUGGGGACUCGCCGCUCGGGGCUGCUGCUGACCACCAUCCUCCUCCUCCUCCUGCUGCUGCUGCUGCUGCUGCUGCGGCCGCAUCCCUCCCGCCCUCCCUCCUCCAUCCCUUCCUCCAUCCCUCCCAGCGGCCGUCCCUCCGUCCGUCCGUCCGUCCGUCCAUCCCUCUGUCCGUCUGUCCGUCCCGCCGCCGCCCGCCCCGCGGGGACCGGGGGGCAUCGCUUCCAGGCGGUGAAGGGCCAAGAGGAGCAGAGCUUCCCUUAGAGGCACAGAUCACCGGAGAGAUCGGCUUCUGCCCGUCCCGGAGCCCUCCUGGCCCUGCCCAUGGCUAGCAACAACACUGCUAGCAUAGCACAGGCCCGCAAGCUGGUGGAGCAGCUGAAGAUGGAGGCCAACAUCGACAGGAUAAAGGUGUCCAAAGCAGCAGCAGACCUGAUGGCGUACUGCGAAGCCCACGCCAAGGAGGACCCUCUAUUGACCCCCGUCCCGGCCUCAGAAAACCCCUUUAGAGAGAAGAAGUUCUUCUGUGUGAUCCUGUAAACCCAGGAGGAGCCUGACGGGCACUCAGGCCACCCUGAACAUUGAUGUAGAGUUUUUAGGAAUGGGGACGACCUGCUGGUCUGCAGAAUUUAAACAAAAAUAAGUAAAAAACACGGCCUGGAAGCUACAGAGAUGUGCAUGUUUAAAGAACCUGGCCACCUUUGGGGGAAUCAGAUGAUCUGCAUUGCGAGGCAAAAGAUCUGAAGUCUGUAGAGUUGCCUAGAAAGAGAAAAACAAAACAAAACAAAAAAAAAAACCCAUGUAAAGAAUAAAUCUGUGUCACUUUUCUGCUCACAAAA
Motacilla alba alba is the source of this 926-nucleotide messenger RNA. It is a transcript of the gene GNG2, whose product is annotated as G protein subunit gamma 2. Lineage: Eukaryota; Metazoa; Chordata; Aves; Passeriformes; Motacillidae. Gene Ontology annotation, molecular function: G-protein beta-subunit binding. Gene Ontology annotation, cellular component: heterotrimeric G-protein complex. The record is from RefSeq and is a predicted model, not a curated record. The transcript has 4 exons. Gene Ontology annotation, biological process: G protein-coupled receptor signaling pathway. Bases 412 to 627 code for a protein of 71 amino acids.